CGUGACUCGUGACUCGUGACCUCACGAAGAACAGAAGUGGAAAACGCAGAGAGCAAGAAAGGAAGAACGUCCAUGGUGGCCAAGCAAGCUUCAACGUCGAAGAACUCCUCUUCUCCCCCUUCUUCUUCUCCAGCCUCCUCGGCUCCCGUUGAAACACCCACCUUCAACUCCUACAGGUAAGCUCCAAUUCCCCUCACUCUGAGAAUCCGACUUCACUUCGUGCAAAAUUUUCCUUCCGUUCCCCUCUUCUUCUUUGACUGUUUGGCCGCCGAGAAAAUCUUCGAAUCACGAAGGUCGAGCGACCGAUUAUGCGGAGAACGAUGUUGUUGAGAAUUAAAUCUGACGAGCGGGUGAGGAAUGCCGUAAGACAAGCUUCGUUGUGCAGCGAGUUCGAAAGGAAACUGAAUGUAACGAAGUCGAUAACGAAGAAGAAGCCGAAGAUGCCGCCAAGCGCCUUCUUCAUCCACAUGGAAGAUUUUCGCAAAGAAUUUCAUGAGCAGAACCCAGAUGUCAAGUCCAGGGCGCGUGAGUUUAGCAAAGCGUGUGGGGAGAAAUGGAAAAGGAUGACAUAUGAGGAAAAAGUCAAGUACUAUGACAUCGCCAUCCAGAAAAUGGCAGAGUUUGAAAUUGCCAUGAAGGAUUACACAGAGAACAAGGAAUCUGGCGAAUACGAGGACAGUGAUGAGGACUCCGACUCCGACGAUUACUACUAGGACUAUUGUAUUCAGCUACCAAUCCUUGAGCAGGCACAAGCUAUUAAGUACACGAGCACAGAAGUUAUACAUCCCUUUUGUGAUCAUUAUCUU
Linum tenue is the source of this 806-nucleotide messenger RNA. The record is from the annotation of a GenBank genome assembly. Lineage: Eukaryota; Viridiplantae; Streptophyta; Magnoliopsida; Malpighiales; Linaceae.